GGUGCUACAGGGGUCUCUGAAGCAGUCAGAGCCUCCAGCCAGGCUGGUGAUCACUGCAUUUGUGCACAAGAAUCAGCCUGGGCACAGCAGGAUCUGCUCAUCUCAAGGGCUGCCCCGAGGCCCCACCUGGAGAGCUCCAAAACAUUUCAGUCCCACAGUUAAUUUUGAAGGCACCCAGGAGAAUUUGUUGUCUCGAGGCUCUCUCUGUAACCAGUGGAGACAAGAGAACAUUUGGAGGCUGGGUGCUCCCAUCUGGCACACAAAACAAAAAUUACAAAUAUCUUCCUGGCACUUUUCUCUCACUCUGCAUUUGGGUUAUUUGAUAGCAACAGCAAUGAAGGACUGCAUGGGAACAGGUGCAUUUUGGUGCAGACAGGAGACAGCUCAGAUUGUGACACUCUGUGUGGAUCCAUAAUAAAUUCCAGUCCUCAUCUGGAGUACUCAAAAACCAAGUUAUACUUGGUCCCUAAUCUGCCCUCCUCAUUCCUUUCCUGACGAGCCAGAGAGGAAAAAGCUGUGGAAGAAAGCAGAGGCUUGCAAAAGAGAUACCUGGGAUUGCUUAUUUUGGAAUCAACAGAUCCUCAGGGACUCCUGGUCCAAAGGAUGAGCUGGAAUUCAGCAUGGGACCAGAAAAUGAAACAGCAGUUACUGAGUUCAUCCUAGAAGGUUUCCCAGAGCUGGAUCCAAGGCUGCAGGUAUUUUUCUCUCUGGUCCUUCUGCUCAUGUACCUGACAACAGUGAUGGGGAAUGCAACCAUCAUUUUCCUCGUGUGUGUGGAUCACCACCUGCAAACUCCCAUGUACUUUUUCAUCAGCAACCUGGCCUUCCUGGAAAUCUGGUUUACAUCCUCCACAAGCAUCAAACUGUUUGUGAUGCUGAGUUCUGGUCAGAACACUCUCUCACUAAGAAGCUGCUUUGCCCAAAACUAUUUCUAUUUUGCUAUGGGCUGCACAGAGUUCAUGCUGCUCGUUGUCAUGUCUUUUGACCGCUAUGUUGCCAUCUGCCAACCUUUGCUCUACGCUGCCAUCAUGAAGCCUCAGCUCUGUGUCCGCCUGGUUGUUGCUGCUUGGGUCCUCAGCUUUGCCCUGCUGAGCUACCGGCUGCUCUUCCUCUCUGAGCUGUCCUUCUGUGGCUCCAAGAUCCCCCAUUUCCUUUGUGACAACUCCCCCUUGUUCAAACUGUCCUGCUCUGACACCAGCCUGCUGUGGAAAAUAGACUCUGUCUUCAUAUCCUGUGUUGUGCUGGGUUCCUUGUGUUUGACUCUGGCAUUUUACAUCUGCAUCCUUUUCUGUGUUCUGCAUCUUCCUGCAGCCUCUGGGAGGAAGAAAGCUUUGACUACGUGUUCUUCCCAUCUCAUCACCUUAUCCAUUGCCUACGGGAGCUGCAUUGCUCUCUACACACGUCCUGCAGAAGCUGUUUCCUUGAGCACCAACAGAAUUGUAGCUCUGCUGAAUACAGUCCUGUACCCAUUCUUAAACCCCUUCAUCUACAGCCUUCGGAACAAACCUGUGAUCCUGGCCCUGAGCAAAUCCAUUGCAAGGGCAAGAACAAAGCUUUUCCCCUAACCAUAGUGCAUUUCUGGAAAGCCAUCCCAAGAAUCUGGUGUCAUCUGUUACACAAUAGCAGCGCCUGUGAGUGCAGCCUCCAAACAGGGCUGCCUCAGGUUAAGAGAUAAGAGACUCAUCUGCACACCCAAACAAGGCACCGACAAUGGCAGGAGGAGAAACUCAGUUCACUCUCUGCCCUGGCUGCUCCCAGGACCAUUUACUGGAGAGCCACCAGCUCAUUAAGGGCCAAUCUGCAUAACAGAGAAGAGUUCAGAAGAACAGUGGCAAGUGACAAUCCAAAUUACAGCUCCUGGGCAAAGGACACCUUGUCCAGCUCCUUCCUUGGGACAGCCAGCAGCCCCAGUGUCUAGGUUUGGAAUCGCAAAGUCACUGAGAGCAGGUGGGGAAGACUGGGGGGAAUUGAAAGGGACUGGGAACGAACUCAGGUGUAUUGGGACGGACAGGGCUGUACUGGGAGGGACAGGAGGGGGUGAAUGGGCUGCUCCCGCCUCCACCGCCUCCCAUUUGCCGAGGCUCCCGCCCAUCACCGCCUGCAGCCAUUGAGCGCCAGAGGCCGGGGCCCCGAGGGCGGUGCCUAGGGUGGGCGCCAUAUUUUCUGGUUUUGCCUACAACUCACAUCAUGCCCCGGGGCCCAAUUGAGCCCCACUGCAAUCGGGACUACAACGCCCGUCAUGCCCCGCGCUGCACAGCCCCCCCCCCGGGAUCCGCCCCAUCUGUCCCAUAAAUGUCCCCCAGACCUUCCAGGAUCCCUCAGCGCUCCCUCAGCGCCCAUUAGGGAGACCUCAAAAGCGUCUCCGGACCCCCCUGAGUGCUCCCAACCCCACAGAUGCCCGGUACAGCCACUUCUGGAAAUUCAUCUCCUCUCAUCCCCCGCGGCCCCAGAGCCCAUCAGAACACAGUCCCGCACCUAAAACUCCUGCCGUGCCCCACGGCCUAAAAAGCCCACUUAGAGCUCCCCGAGCUCCUCCCAAGGGCUCUCGAACCGUUUAAGUUCCCCCGAGGAUCUCAAGUCGAGGGUCGGACACAAAAGUGUCCUCUAAGAGCCUUCCCGAACCCCCAAACAUCGUGUUCCAGCCACUUCCGGGACUACAGCUCCCAUCAUGCUCCGCGGCGGAUGUCCAGCGCUAUCUUAGCCGGGACUUCAUCUCCCAUCAUGCUCCGCGUUCCACCGAGAGCCAUUGCAGCUGCGCUUUGAACUCCUGUGUUGCUCCGCGGCCCCUUUAAACUGUAUGAUACCCGCGCCUACAACUCCCAUCACCCCUCGCGCCCCAUAGAGCCCCGUUCGAACCCCCCCAAGGGCCCGCCCAGACCCCGAAGGGCCCCAAAUUCCCCUCCCUGACCUCCAAGGGCCCCCCUGGAGCCCAAAGUGCUGCCCCUGACCCCGAACUGUCCCUGAGAAUCCCUGAGUGCUCCUCCACGUGCCCACCCGGCUCCCCCAAGUGUCCUCCAAACCCUCAAGUUCUCUCUGAAUUCCCUCCCCAGACCCAAAAAUGCUCCGAAGGUGCUCCAGAAAUGUCACAGGGGACCGCAAAAUGCCGCCCCCGCCUUGACUCUGUAUUAUAAAAUGAUCUUUAAAAAGAUCAUUUAUA
Molecule: messenger RNA, 3157 nt
Organism: Zonotrichia leucophrys gambelii
Lineage: Eukaryota; Metazoa; Chordata; Aves; Passeriformes; Passerellidae
Product: olfactory receptor 6E1-like
Exons: 3
Coding region: 621-1565 (314 amino acids)
Biological process (GO): G protein-coupled receptor signaling pathway
Cellular component (GO): membrane
Molecular function (GO): G protein-coupled receptor activity; olfactory receptor activity
Source: RefSeq, a predicted model, not a curated record